This is a messenger RNA of Rubroshorea leprosula, 1634 nucleotides long. NCBI's taxonomy places the organism in Eukaryota, Viridiplantae, Streptophyta, Magnoliopsida, Malvales, Dipterocarpaceae. The record is from the annotation of a GenBank genome assembly.
GUAAUUUUGGUCGCUCAGACUCCAAAGGACCCGACUUUGAGCUGGUCGACCGAAAUGGCGGGGAGGAUUUUGCAUUCGACUUCAGUGGCUCUCCGAAAAGCUUGUCGGUUGCAGAACUUUUCCUCUAAUUCAUUCAUGUUGAUGCCCUUCCUUUACAGUGGUUCCCUUCUCCACACAACCAGGUUUUUGGUGGAGAAUCGAUUUUUGAACCAAUCUAUGGUAGAAAGAGGUUUCACUUAGGGGGACAUGUAUGGAUCCACUCAGCCCCAUUUCUGAAUGCUGUUGACAAUGUAAUGGAGUUGGGCAACCAUUCUGGAAACAGUGCCACUGUUGAUGGUGCAGCUAGUGCUAAACCCAAGAGGAAGAAAUUGAAGGGUAAACGAGCAGUGGUAAGGUGGUUAAAAUUCUUCAGGUGGAAGAAGAAGAAAGAGUAUGAAAGAAUGACACCUGAAGAGAAAAUUCUAUACAAAUUGAGGAAGGCGCAAAGGAAAGAAGAGAGGCUUGUCACAGCUUUGAAAAAGAUUGAGCCUGCAGAAUCAGCAGAAACAACCCAUGAUCCAGAGAUAUUGACUCCAGAAGAGCACUUCUUCUUUUUAAAAAUGGGCCUUAAGUGCAAAAAUUAUGUGCCAGUUGGAAGACGGGGAAUAUACCAGGGUGUAAUACUGAACAUGCACCUCCAUUGGAAGAAACAUCAAACUCUGAAAGUGUUUGUCAAGACAUUCACUCCAGAGGAGGUCAAGGAGAUUGCUGCUGAGUUGGCUAAAUUGACAGGUGGGAUUGUGCUUGACAUUCAUGAAGAGAACACAAUAAUUAUGUACAGAGGGAAGAACUAUUCUCAACCACCAACAGAGAUUAUGUCACCCAGGGUCACUCUUUCCAGAAAGAAGGCUUUGGAUAAAUCCAAGUAUAGGGAUGGUAUCCGAGCUGUUAGAAAGUAUAUACCGAGACUUGAGCAGGACCUUGAGUUGCUUCAUGCACAGGCUGGUAUCAAAGCUGAAAAUAGAAAUCACAGUGUAGUUGACACAGAAAACACUAAUAUUGACAAUGUGGAUUCUGGAAACCUCUCAAAUUUGCAGUUGGAAUGUUCGGAUAAGCUGAAAGAGCUUCUGGACAGGAGCAAGGAACUCUCUGAUGGUGAAUCUUCCACUGAUUCAGCUAUUGCUACAGAUUCUGAAGAUUUGUCAGAUAUUUUUGAAACUGACUCUGAGACAGAAGCAGAGGAUAAAGAAAAACAAAAUCUUUAUCUAGACCAGUUUGAGAAAUUCCCAGUUGAAAGUGAAGGAGAACCCGAUGAUUUUGAGGAGCACCUGCGUCAAAUAUCCAACUCAAGAAAGGCAACAGCAGCAUCAGAAAAUAAUGUUGACUCGCCAAACUUUGAUGAGGUAGAUCAGAUCUUUCUGCGAGCAGCUUCACUCUUAAAGAAAAAGAGGAGAUAGGAGAUAUAAACCAUCUAGUUUUUAUUGUUGUUGAUAUAGAUGUUUAUUCAUUCCCAUUUCGUCUAUGAAGCUUCUUUUUUCAAUGGACUUCCCUUUUAGAGGCUUGAUCGCAAGACGAAAUGCUUAACGCUUGAAUUGCUUGCACCAAUAGGAUGUUUUUGUAGUUUGCAGGUUGCAGAAUGAAUAGAGCAUAAAUAU